This is a messenger RNA of Populus nigra (black poplar), 1334 nucleotides long. RefSeq names its product inositol monophosphatase 3-like. Gene Ontology annotation, biological process: inositol metabolic process; signal transduction; phosphatidylinositol phosphate biosynthetic process. The transcript is spliced from 12 exons. The coding region runs from base 236 to 1048 and encodes 270 amino acids. The record is from RefSeq and is a predicted model, not a curated record. Gene Ontology annotation, molecular function: inositol monophosphate 1-phosphatase activity. NCBI's taxonomy places the organism in Eukaryota, Viridiplantae, Streptophyta, Magnoliopsida, Malpighiales, Salicaceae.
UUCACCAGGAAUUUGAUGCAAGAAGUACACAGACUGAGUGAAAAGGCAGAUUCUUGAGCAUAUAUAUAUUUAAAGAGAGAAAAAAACAGAAAUCAAACGGUCCAUUUUGUGGUUUGCCUGCUGCUUCCUUUUAGACGUAAAAAAACUCAAGACACAGAGCCUUUCAUCACCAUCACCUCCACCACAAUCUACUUCGCUCUGUCACUCUCUUCUUUCUACAUACAGAUUUUAAAACAUGGCACAGAAUGAUUCUCUUUCAGAGUUCUUGCAGACUGCUGUUGAGGCAGCAAAGAGAGCUGGAGAGAUAAUCCGUGAAGGAUUCUACCAGACCAAGCAUGUGGAGCAUAAAGGCCUGGUGGAUUUAGUUACUGAGACUGACAAGGCUUGUGAGGAUCUUAUUUUUAAUUAUCUCAAACAGCAGCACCCCUCACAUAAGUUCAUUGGGGAAGAAACUACUGCUGCCUGUGGUAUUACAGAACUGACUGAUGAACCGACAUGGAUAGUUGAUCCUCUUGAUGGAACAACCAACUUUGUCCAUGGGUUUCCCUUCGUGUGCAUUUCUAUUGGUCUUACAAUUGGAAAAGUUCCUACAGUAGGUGUUGUUUACAACCCAAUAAUGGAAGAGCUUUUUACAGGCGUCCAUGGAAAAGGUGCAUUUCUGAAUGGAAAACCCAUAAAAGUAUCAUCUCAAAGUGAGCUUGUGAAAUCUCUUCUUGCAACAGAGGCUGGAACAAAACGUGACAAGUCUACUGUGGAUGCCACUACGAACAGAAUUAACAGCUUACUUUUCAAGGUGAGAUCCCUUAGGAUGACUGGCUCCUGUGCAUUGAAUCUUUGCGGAAUUGCAUGUGGAAGGAUUGAUUUGUUUUACGAAACCGGAUAUGGAGGCCCAUGGGAUGUGGCAGGUGGUGCUGUGAUUGUCAAAGAAGCUGGAGGAAUCGUUUAUGACCCAUCUGGUAAAGAUUUUGACAUCACUUCUCAAAGAGUCGCAGCUUCAAACCCGCUUUUGAAGGAAGCAUUUGUUGAGGUUUUGCAGCAAUCAGAAUGAGACAAUUCAAUAUCCUUUGAUCUUAUAGACAGUAUCUAGUGAUGAGCUCAGUCGAUAUCAUCAUUAAGGCUUAAAGAAGCAUCUCUAACUGAGAGAGUGGCAACAUCAAUAAUGAUUCUUCCAAUUUGUUGUGGUUUUUAAACAAUGCCUACUUAUAUGUAUACUCUAAUUGAGAAGACAACUACCAUUGUUGAUCAUGCAGACCACCAUGUUACACAGAUUGUGUGGUUUAUAUGCCAGUUUAUCUACACUCCUCAUUGAGCAAGGAUCAUGCCUUGUUGAACCA